Molecule: messenger RNA, 2433 nt
Organism: Jaminaea rosea
Lineage: Eukaryota; Fungi; Basidiomycota; Exobasidiomycetes; Microstromatales
Exons: 1
Coding region: 34-2304 (756 amino acids)
Source: RefSeq, a predicted model, not a curated record
CUCUCUCGCCGGCUCGCUCGCUCGCUCGUCAUUAUGGCGACAAGCGCAGCUCCACCAGCCCCUGCUGCCCUUGGGUCACGGUGGUCCGACCUAGUCAAGUCGUCCCUACACCCGCGCCUACUCAGACUGCCGCUCCUCGUCUUUGCCCUGGAGCAUACACUCGCGGCUGCCACGCAUCUUCCUCGCGUCCUAGGACGAGGAAAGCUGCUGGACGUCAUCCUGCUACCCAUCCGACCUGAUAUAGCACUGGCAUCCCUCCUUGCCUUCACGCUGGGCGCCCUUCCGCUCCUCGUCAUUAGACGGCGAAUCCUCGCGAGGACCAAAUGGCAUCAAGCCCUUGUCAAUCCUCAUCCGGCGCCCUUUGCUUCGCCCGCCUCCCUCUUCACCUCACGUCCGAGCCCUACCGCCCUACGUGGAGCGAUCAGCUACCUCUCUCAUCCCGCGACGUGGCUCUCUGCUCUUCUCUACGGCCUCAGCUCCUUCCUCUUCACCCUCCCGCUCCUCGUCUCUUUUGCCUUGACUUCUCCAACACCAGCCACAUGGCUGCCAUACCAACAAGUGCCCUCCGUACGCAAGGUCUCGACCAACAGUGGCACUUUUGGCGGAUUGAGGUCUCAUACGACGACGACGAUGUACUGGAGACCAAAUGAGCUCGUCUUUGCGCUGCUGCUCCAGCCAUUCUUCGUCGGCGUCGUAGCAAGUCUGGCCGCGGGACUCUUCAGCAACUGGCCAAGUCCUCCGCUGAGGAUACCACUAUUCCCUUUUGUAGAGACAGUCCAGGCCAUCGAGGCUGGUGCAGCAGGCACAGCAUCAGCGGGUGGCACCUCUCCCCUUGCAACCCGCAUCACGAGCAGCGUCCCGUUGCAAGUCGUCAUCACCGGCGUCCACUACGCGGCACUCUCCACGAUCCUCCUCACCCUCUAUCUACCCUUGCGGCUUCCCCUCUUCCGGCUCAUUCUCCUACUGCUCCCUCCCUAUUCUACCCUUCGUAGACUGAUCAUACCCUCCCUCCAGCCGGGAUAUGCACUCCUCCCCUCCGCAGGGAAUCUGGCCGUCCUCUUUGGAAAUGCGGCCUUACUGGCAGCAAGACUGGGGAUGGUGCAGGCCCUAGCAGCGAAUUUGUGGGAGAUCUAUGCCACCCAUCCGCUGGGCAUCGUAAGCGGUGGAAGUGCGGCCGUCAUCAUGGCCGGGCCUACCAAGCCCGCAGCGGGGAGCAUUGCCCCUCCCAACACUGCGGCGGCGGCCUCAGGCACCGCAACUCUUCUUGAAGCGCUGGAAGUUUUCUCCCCGCACUCGCCGCUCAAGGCACGUGCGUCCACCUCGUAUGGGGAGCAAGAGCGACACUUCCUCUUCAUGCACGCCUUGCUCGAUCUUGCGGCUUUGGCACAGAAUCUGGCCGCUGAAGGGGAUGGGGCGGACAAGGGGAAGCGCGGUCAAUUUUGGAAACACUUCGCCGUGCCUGCUAUUGCGGCUGUCGAAGCGGGGGCUGCAGGAGGGAUGGGGGCAGGGACGACGGUCAGCGCGUGGGAGAGGGUGAGCGAGGUCGGGUUGAGGGAGGUACGGGCGAUCUUGGAGGAGAGGAAGAAAGCGGCUGCUGGAGUGCCCAUGAAGCCUGCGGCGCCGUCAACAUCGUCUUCGGGCGGAGCUACAGGGGGCGGACAAUCCGCCACAACGAGCAUGGCCCUCGAGCCGGCUUCGAAGGCGCUCAAGGCGGCACCGGCAUCCGCUCCUGCGUCAACAAGUGUGACCAGCAGUAGCGCGAUGGCUCAGCAGCAGGCAAGGCCGGCAGCGUCAGCAACGGCCUCGACAAGCGCGAUUAAUGCGCCGCCCACUACCAUCUGGCAGCGCCUUGUCUCGACUUCGGCGACGUCAGCUCCAUCUGCAUCAACAACUUCGAGCCAGUCAAUCGCUAUGGCUCAGCGGCCAACAGCUUCUGCUCCCACCGCAGCGCCUUCAACAGCAACUCAAUCACCUCUCGCCAGCCUCAUCCGCCGAUUUCUCCCACCAUCCCCCUCCACCCCAUCAGCCUUCGCCUCUUCCUCCUCCGCACCCCUCACACUCCUCCUCCUGGUCCCCUACAUUGCGCAGACCCUCCUGCUUCUAUCUUUGCAUGAGGACGAGUGGGGCUCCGUUACCUUGAGUGAACGCAAAGGGCUGGGCGUGGAGGCUUGGCAGAAAGUGGCGGGUGAGAUUGCUGCGGCUGUUCCCGCCGAUGCCGAUGGGGAAGAGUGGGGAGUGCUGAAGGAGGAAACGAAGAGACGUGCGGAGAUUGUGGGGCGGGAGUUCGGGCUGAUCAAGUUGUAGGAUUGUGCAGAGAAUCGCUGAGGAGGGGGGAGCGAGGUGGUAAAUGGAUAUAUUGCGGAGUGGGUAUGGUAGCUAGUAGACAUCGCGGACAAUCAUUAGCAGCAGCGUGACGCACACACCUUCUUCCUC